UAUUGCUCUUUCAGCACAAUAUUAUGCUAUUAUAUUAUGUAUAAUUCGUCGUCGUAAAAGCCAAAAGGGUCUCCCGUAGACACCAUCACUGUGCAAGUAAUUACGAGUGCGUGUCAUCUUCACUAAAGUUAUUAUAACGCCUCGCAAGCAUUUUCCAUUUAUUCGCCAUCGUCACAUACAUAAAUCUGUGAAUUAUGAGUGCUUGUCAUCUUCCCCGUCGUGUUUACUUAAGUUAAUACAACGCCUCAUACGCGUUUUCCAUUUAUUCGCCUUCGUGCAAACACAUUACCUGCCGACGGUCGCGAUCACAUAUUUCGCCGACGCACGAUAUUCAUCCAUACUAGUGCGCGUGUUUUUUCUUCUGCCGUGCAAACAUUAUUGGCCCACAGUCCACAAUAUACCCACUGACGAUUUCACCCACUUGUUGCUGUUACUGCCCAUUUAUCACCUGCUCUUAUCCAUCUCAGGAGGACAAGCACCCGAAAUAAAAUGUCGGACUAGUAAUUAAAAAACAUUAAGGAGAACAUAAUUCAGUAUGGAACCAUUAAGACCAUCAAUUAAUGAGUCUGCAAUAAAUUCCAAUUCUAGUAUGUUGACAAUCCCACUUGUUGGAUGUGAUGAUCCAGUAUUUAAACAGGAAUUUAUUGAUGAGACAGACCAUAAAAAUGAUCAAGUUCUUAAUACAUUUAUUAAACAGGAAUUAAUUGAUGAAACGGACAAUAAACAUUAUCGGUUACUCAUGAGCUUUAUGAAUUCAGACAUUGCUUAUAACAAGAAUGCCGACCUUUGGUCAAUAGGAAAAUGUAUAUUUUGUAAAGAAAAAAUAGAGGAAGAUUCAAAAAUCCUAAAAUGUCUUCAUACUAUUUGUAAAGACUGCAUUAAGAGAAAAAAUACUGAUUCAGGUAUAUGGUGUAAAUGUAAAAUAGUGACUAAAGGUGAACUCAUUGAUUACUCGAUUAUGGCACUAAAUCAAUCACAGGUAAAGAUAUGUUGUGGAAAAAAUUGUCAACUCAUAGCAAAGAAAAUCUGCAUGCAUUGCAAAAGCAUGUAUUGCAAACCAUGUUCAAAGAUCCAUUCAAUUAAGAAUGAAGAUCAUAACCCUGACUUGAUGAUGACUUAUCCAUUAAAAAAAGAAUUUGUUCCUUGUCCAAAAUGCAUGCAAAAAUCUGUAGAAGUAUUUUGUACAAAAUGUUCGAUUAUGCUUUGUGCUAUUUGUCAUUUAAACUUUCAUCAGAAACAUGAAUUUAAUCUUCUUUCCACAAUGGCCGUUGAAACCAAGGCAGAAUUGCAAACAUUACUAAAUGAUAUAAGCAAAGACAACAAUCAUUUAAACUUUAUAAGGCAAAUGUCAAAUGAUAAUAUCAAGAAAUUGAAAUCCGAGAAGAAGAAAAUUAAUGACAAAAUUGAUGAAAGAAUCAAAAUGAUACACAAAGAAGCUGAUAAACGCGGACUUGAAUUAAAAAAAUUACUUGAAACAAAUUUCACAAAUGCUGUUAAUAAUAUUAAUACUAAUAAUAUGGUUAUUAAUGAUUUUGAAAAAGAAAAUGAUUAUUAUUAUAGUUUAACAAGCUCGGUUAUCAAUUGGGAUAAAAUUGUUGAUUGCAUUAAACUUUCAAAAAUUAUCAAGGAUAAAAUGGUCAUUGCUAAGAGACAUACCCAAGACAUGCGUAAAGAAGUGACAACUUCUAAAGCUGAAUUGAUAUACAAUGAUGAACAAUCUGUGAACAAAAUUAUAGAAUCAAUUCAAGGAAUGGGAGAUAUUAUUUCAUCAAAAAUUGUUAGUUUAUCAGAAUUUAAAAUCACAGUUGACUCAAAUAAAGUUCUCCAAACUCUUAAAAAUGAUCAAUCUCAGAUUUUAAGAUCCGAACCGGUGAUGAUACAAUCUGGAGUGAGUAAGCUAGAAAAAGAUAAUUAUGAAAUGAUGAUAGACGAAGUUUCUGACAGUUCAGACUUUAAACCACUUGUAAAUUCUGAUUGUAAUCAAUGGACUGAAGAAUUAUUAAACAGCUCAUCCAGUAAUAAGUCUUAUCAUAAUGAUUGUCAUAUUCCUUCACUAGCUAAGGAGCUUAAACCUAAAGAUGUUCAUAAUAUAAAUACAAUGAAUCAACAGCAGCAGCAGCAGCCACAACAGCAACCAUCAUCACAACCACAAAUGAAUGACAACCAAAAAAGAUCCAAUGAACAAACUGAUAAAGAUGAUUGUCAGUCGAAUGAAGGAUUUGUUGUGAAGAUGCGUGGCCUAUCAUGGUCAACUACAACUGAUGAUAUAAUCAAAUUUUUAAGCCCAUUGGGUGAAGCAAAGGUUAAAGAUGGUGCUUCUGGAGUACAUUUUACUAUGACUACAGAAGGACGUCCUAGUGGUGAAGCUUAUGUUGAAAUGGAAUCCAAAGAAAAUCUUAAGGCUGCUCUUAAGAAAGAUGGAAAGUUCAUGGGCAGUCGUUUCAUUGAUGUAUUUCGAUCAAAACGUUCAGAAAUGGAACGGGCUAUUAAAAAAACUGGUUCAACACUUGACAGUGAACUAUAUGAUAAUUGUGUUCACAUAAGAGGUCUUCCCUUUGGUUUUACUGAGGAUGACAUUGUAGAAUUCUUCCAAGGGUUGGAGAUGAUACCAAACGGCAUAACCAUAGCAACCAACUCCACGGGGCGGAGUACGGGGGCAGCUUUUAUACAAUUUAUAAACAAAGAGAAUGCAGAGGAAGCUCUGAAGAAACACAUGAAGAAAAUAAGACAAAGAUAUAUUGAGGUAUUUCGCAGUAGUUUAACAGAAAUUUGCAAUCAACCACUGCAAAGAAGACCAAGACAAACUCCAUAUGACCGAAACGAUCGUUUUGCUAGUAGUGGUGGUGGCAGUGGUGGCAGUCGUGGUAGAGGACGGCACUUUGAUAUGUCCAUGGAAACUGAACGUAAUAUGAAGUUAUUUGGCAGUGGUAGAAGUAUGGGUGGACCAAGAGGUGAUGGCAGAGGCAGCAACAGUGGUUUCAGCGGUGGAAAUUCUUUUUGGGAUAAAGACAUUUUCUCGGCGUAAUGAUAACUCUGGUCCUCCUAAUUCAUUUUUUUCAAAUAAUAUAGGUGAAGGUGGAUAUCCAAGACCUUCUGUAACAAAAUACAACUAGAUUUCGGGGAAACAAAUUAAUAUAAUUGAGUUUUUUUCAAUAUAAUAUGUAAAUAUCGUUUAAAUUUAAUUUUUUGGAAAAUCCAUAAACAAUAAUGCAAAAUGUCUCGAAAGUGAAGUUUGAUUUUUUUUUUAUAAUUUAAUGAUUUAUUAUUUUUAUUUUUUUUAAUCAGAAACUUUUGCUCAAUCAUUAUUUUUAGCAAAGUUAUACCUACUGUAUCAUGUAAAAAGAAAGUUUUUUUUUUGAUUAAAUAUUUUUACUAAAA
Molecule: messenger RNA, 3378 nt
Organism: Metopolophium dirhodum (rose-grain aphid)
Lineage: Eukaryota; Metazoa; Arthropoda; Insecta; Hemiptera; Aphididae
Exons: 18
Coding region: 536-3025 (829 amino acids)
Biological process (GO): regulation of RNA splicing
Cellular component (GO): ribonucleoprotein complex; nucleoplasm
Molecular function (GO): RNA binding; zinc ion binding
Source: RefSeq, a predicted model, not a curated record